AUGAUACGAUUGAUAUUUUUGUUUAUGGUUGAUUUCUUCAUUGGUGUUAUUAUUAUUAAUGUUUUUUUUGAAUAUGUAAAAUGCGAGAGUAAGUUAGUUAGUAUUAACAAUGAACUUCCAAGAAUAAAAAAUAUAAAUAAUACAUUUAAAUCGAUUAAGUUGUUUGAUGGUUCAAAAAAAAAAAAAAAAAGUAAUUACUUAUUCUUAUCAAAACAUAAUUUUAGAAAGAAGAAUGAUAUUGUUAUACCUUCAUCAACAAAAAAAAAAAACUUUCUUUUAAAAUAUCAAAAGAGAAAUCAUUUUUUAUAUCGAAUAAUAUGUAAUCAUAAUUUUUUAAUUCUUAACAACACUUCUUUUUUAAAACCUACAAAAUUAACCAUUUUUAAUCAUGAAGCUCCUAAAAAUAAUAUAACACCAAAUGAUUCAGAAAAAGAAAAAAAAAAAAAUAAAGCAUUACCAACAGAUAAAGUAAAUAAUAAAAAAGAAGAAAAUGUAUUACCAAUAGAGAAAGAUAAUGAUAAAAAUGUAGAAAAUAUAUUACCAAUCGACAAAAAAAAUGAUAAAAAUGUAGAAAAUAUAUUACCUAUCGACAAACAAAAUGAUCAUAAUGAUAAUGUAACCUUACCAGUUAAUAAUUUAAACAAAGAUCAAACUAAUAAUUUGUCUUUAAUAAACAAUGAAGAAAAUAAGAAUAAGAAGAAUGUAUCUGAAAAUAAUGAUACAUGGAAAAAAUAUUUACAAGAUAAAAGAAAGAAGGAAAUAUUAAAGGAUAUGGAAAAUAAAAGGAACAAUAAUAAUAAUAAAAAGAAGAAGUAUAAUAAUGAAUAUAUAAAAAAUAUAAAUAAAUAUACACAUAAUAAUAAUAAUAAUAAUAGUACUUGUAGUAGUAAUAUGUGUGAUAUUAGUCAGAAAGACGAAUUAAAUGAAAACGAUGAAAUUAUUCAAGACGAACGUAAUUAUUUUAAUGAUCAUAAUAAUGAUUACUAUGAUGAUGAUAAUGAUUAUUAUGAUGAUGAUAAUGAUGAUAAUUUUAUUGAUGACGAUGAUGAUUAUUAUAAUGAUGAAGAUAAUAAUUACAAUGAACAAUAUAAAGAUUUAGAAGAACAAGAAAAACAAUAUAAUAAUUCACAAAAUGGAAAAUUUCCAUAUUUUAAUAAUAUAAAUGAUACAAAUAAACAUUUUAAAAAUCACAAAAAUUAUAAUGAACAAAAUAAUAAUAAUAAUAAUAAUAAUAAUUCUUCAUCAUUAAAUGAUAGUUUAAAUAAUAUUUUUGCUUCAAACAAAAAAAAUGAUUUACCAUUAUUCUUCUCAUUAAAUAAUAAAUCAUUUGAAAAUAGUAACAAUAAAUAUUUUGAUAAAAUCUGUAGUAUAUCUCCAAAUGAAUUAAUAAACAGAUUUUUUGAAAAUACAUCUGAAAGAGUUAAAGAAGCUGUUAAAAAUAUUAUAUUUAAUAUUAUAGGCAAUAUACAAAAAUAUACAAUUGAAACUUCUAUAUUAAUUACUUAUGAAAAAAUAUAUAAUUUCUUAUUACAAAUUAUAUUAACAGGAUAUAUGAUAAAAAAUGCAGACUAUAGAUUAAGUUUAAAUGAAUCCUUAUAUGAUCAAAAUAAUAUAUUGAAUAAAAAAGAUUAUGAUGAACAAUCAGAUAAACAAGAAGAUCAAAAAAAAGAACAAAUAGAUGUAAAUAAAGAAAAACAACAAAAACAUGAAUAUCAAGAAGAAGAUUUAUUUAAUUUAAAAAAAUCUUUUCAUACAUUAUUUUCUGAUAAUAAUAUAAAUAAUAUGUCAGAAGAACAAUUAAAUAAAGGCGACAUAUUAAAUUCAAAACAUAUAAUUGAUCCAGAUCAUAAUAAUAUUGAUAAUAUUGAUAAUAAGGAUAAUAUCGAUAAUUUACAAAGAAAUGGAGAAUCGAAUAAUAAUUACCCUAUUAUUAAUACCAAAAAUUAUAUACUUUUUUUAAGGAAAAAAAUUAACUCCUUAGAAAAACAGCUAAAUAUGUUAAAAGAAAGUAAAACAUUUUUAAAUGAUGAUUUACUUUCUUAUAUUAAAUCAUUAACAGAAAUUCAACUACGUUCCUUGACAGAUAAUAUUGGACCACUUGUAUUAGAUUCUACCAAAAAAAUUGUCGAAUUAGUAAUUCAAGGUAUGACUCUAAAUAUAAAUAAAAAUAUGUCUAAUGAACUUAUAUAUGUAAGUGGUUCAGUUCUAACAUAUAUAUGCUUCUGGCAAUUAAUUAUUGGAUAUACACUCAGAGAAAUGGAAAUAAGAGACGAACUUUCAGAUUAUCUAAAGGGAAAUUGA
Plasmodium adleri (nom. inval.) is the source of this 2301-nucleotide messenger RNA. RefSeq names its product conserved Plasmodium protein, unknown function. The transcript has a single exon. Lineage: Eukaryota; Apicomplexa; Aconoidasida; Haemosporida; Plasmodiidae. The coding region runs from base 1 to 2301 and encodes 766 amino acids. The record is from RefSeq and is a predicted model, not a curated record.